AUGUACUCCGGGGCAAUGCCCCAGCUCUGGGCUGUCCAGGGGACUCUUAGACAGGACAGAGGCAGCCGGUCCUUUCUGCCCUUUAUGGGCUUCUGGAGGGGGGCUAAGCAGGAGGCUGACGGGAUGUCGGUGUCUCAGAAGUGUUUAUGCUGCGUCAAAUAUUUGAUGUUUGUCUUUAAUCUCAUCUUCUGGCUAGGAGGAUGUGGCCUGUUUGGGGUUGGAGCCUGGCUGUCCUUCACACAGGCAGAGUUUUCCUCUCUUCCACUGUCCUUUCCAUCGCUUUCAGCUGCCAAUCUGCUGCUGGUGGCCGGCAGCAUCACCAUGGUGACGGGGUUCCUGGGUUGUCUGGGAGCUCUGAAGGAGCAGCGCUGCCUUUUGGCCAUGUUCUUUGUGAUCUUGUUGCUUCUGGUCCUGACUGAGGUGACUCUUGUGGUGGUUAUUCGUGUCUUCCAUGAAAAGAUGGAUUCAAAUGCACAAGCUGAACUAAAGGACGGCAUGAAGAUUUACACGUCAGAGCCUGGGCUGAAAAAGUCCUGGGACAAUGUUCAGAGAAUGUUCAAGUGCUGCGGGGUGAGCAACACAACAGACUGGUAUGAGGUCCUCAACGGAACGCUGCCCCCCUCCUGCUGCUCUGUGGGGAUGGACAAAUGUGACACUGGAUGGACUGAGCCUUGCUAUGAGAAGGCCAAACAGUGGCUGCUGGAAAACAUUCCCUCCGUCCUGGUGUUCGGGGUCUGCAUAGGCGUGGUGCAGAUCCUGGCCCUCAUCUUCUCCAUCCAGAUGUAUUGUCAAAUUCUGUACGCUGAGAAAAGCCUGGACUGACUGCAGGGCCCGUCCCCCCCGGUGGGACGGCCUCAGAGCCCCUCCCCUUACAGCCGCUUUAGAUCCAAAGUGGGUGACUUCCUAAUCCUUUCAGGUGACAGCAUUCCAGAUAUCUCCACACAGUGUACAGUCCCACAGCGAGCAGGGCCCACAAACUGAUGCUGACACCAGGGCUGCGUAACAUUUCAUUAGAAUUAUUAGAAUUAUUCUGUCCUGCCUUCAUAAGAGACCGAGACCACUGAGAGAUUAGCUGCAGCUUUUUUCUACUUCAGGUCUCAUCUAAUAAACUAUUUAGAGCUUCGUAGCCGUUAGCAGUCCUGGCAUGGUAUUCAUUUAGAAGUCGCAUUAUGAGCUCAGCUUGAAUUCCACAUAUUUUAUUCAGUCUAAUUAGCAUGAAGCAGGAUCCAAACUAGGCUUCCAGAAGUGUCCGGCGCUCCUUUCAGCUGGGCCUGUGUUCUGGUGCAGCUCCUCCAUGCUACUCCCCCCCCCCCGUCCUGUUUAACUGACAGGCCUGCAGGUAUGGGGGAUUGACUCCAUUAACUGAUGAAGCAGCAUGCAGGAUGUCUGUGCUGCCUGGAUCCACUC
This is a messenger RNA of Menidia menidia (Atlantic silverside), 1407 nucleotides long. The record is from the annotation of a GenBank genome assembly. NCBI's taxonomy places the organism in Eukaryota, Metazoa, Chordata, Actinopteri, Atheriniformes, Atherinopsidae.